GUCUCCUGCCUCUGGGCACAGCCUCGCAUUUGGGAGCGGGCCAGGUCCCCUUUGCGCCCGCGGUGGGUCGGGGCCUUCAGUCGGGCUUGUCCUUCCCCUGGACUGCCGCGUCCAGCCCCAGAUUCUCCAGCCGCGCCUGUCCUUCUCAGCCAAAGACCUGGGCCAAGGCGGCCGCGCCGUCUGCCCGCAGCCCUGGUGCCCGUCGGAGGCGGAGGCGGCCUCUCCGCCUUCCUGGGCGCAUCCAGCUGUCCUGCUCCGUCCGCAUCCCCGAGGGGGCCGCGGGGACAGGGCGGGAGGGGCUGUUUGGGAAGGAGGAGCCUGGAGGCAGCCCCGCCCCUCGAAGGUUGAAAACCCCUCCAGGAAUGGAGCUGCUGUUGCAUCCCCACGUGCUCCGCAGUAGGAAAGAGGAGCCGGGCAGAGGCAGAUGCCCUGAGCGUGCCCCGCGACCCGGGACUCUCCGGGGGAGGCGCAGAUGAGAGCGGCCGCUUCUCCGGGUCCGACAUGCAGCUCCGCACCUCGGCCGGACUUCUGCUGUGCCUGGGUUGGCUGUGCCUGUCGCCCGGCGCCCCCUCGCCCUGCCUGGAAGAGUGCCGCUGCUACCUGAGCGCGCUGCUCUGCCAGGAGCCGCGCGACAUCCACUCGCUGGCGCAGCUGCGCAGCCUGGAGAACUUCACCGAAAUAGUUGUCGAAAACCAGGCUGGGCUGAUCAACCUGACUGGGGACGACCUGAAAAAUCCCCGGGAGCUGAAGAAUCUGACGAUUGCGAGGACCAGCCUGAAGUUCAUCGCUCCAGAUGCCUUCAAGGCCAGCCCAAAUCUGACCCACGUGAAUCUGGCCUUCAACCAGCUGGAGUUCCUCUCCUGGAGGACCUUCCACCACCUCCGCCUUCAGGAGCUGGUCCUUGUGGGAAACCCCCUCCGGUGUGUUUGUGGGCUGCUGUGGCUGCAAUCGUGGCAGCAGAAGAGGCAGCUGGACUGGGCGGGCAACCAGUCCCUCCAGUGCCUGCAGGAGGACAGGACCCUGGUUCCCGUCUUCAACCUCACCCUCUCCGGCUGUGAUUUCCCCAAGGUCAGGAUCGACUAUGACCCCACCCCGAUGGGGGAAGGCGGGAGUGUCAACCUGACGUGUCACAUCGCAGGAGAGCCGCAGCCGGUGGCGGAUUGGGAUUUGCCCAAGGUGGGGGGUGAACACCCCCUCCAAACCAAGAAGUCGGAGUCGGAAAUCGUGCUGCAGAUCACCAACGUCUCUGCCAGCUACAACCUGCAAAACAUCACCUGCCAAGCAGAGAACGAGGCGGGCAUGGGGCAGGCUGUCGCCCGGCUGAAUGUGACCUUCCCAGCCAUGAUCCGCGCGAUGGGCCAGGCCGUCAUGUACUACCGCUGGUGCAUCCCCUUCUCCGUGGACGGCAACCCCACGCCCAGCAUCCGGUGGCAGCUGGACCACAGGGACCUCCUGGAGACGCAAAUCAUCCACACCAAGCUCUUCCCGGAAGACGCCCCGACUUCCACCAUCGUCCACGGCUGCCUGAUCCUGGACAAGCCCUCGCACUUCUUCAAUGGCAACUACACCCUGCUGGUGGCCAACGCCCUGGGCUCGGCCUCCUGCACCACCUACCAGCACUUCAUGGCGCUCCCGGACGAAGGCUUCAACGAGGAGGAACCCUUUCACGGAGCGGAGGAUGCAAAUGGCACCCAGGGGACAGCCGUGGAGACCUCAGAGGAGCAGCCGAUUGGGAUCUCCGUGGCCGUGGUCCUGGCUGUUUGUGCCUGCGUCUUCCUGUCCAUCAUGCUGGUCAUCCUAAACAAGUGUGGACAGCGCUCCAAAUUCAGCAUCAAGCGGUCCGUGGUGUUGGCUCAAGAGGACAACCUGGCCCUGGCCCUGCAGUUCAUGGACGGGGGGAGCAGCAGCCCCCGCUCCUCCGUCGAGGCCAAGCUGGAGGGGCUGAAGAGCAGCUUCGUGGAGAACCCCCAGUACUUCUGCAACACCACUGUCCGGCACCUCAAGCGCAGGGAGAUUGUGCUGAAGUGGGAGCUGGGCGAGGGGGCUUUCGGGAAGGUCUUCCUGGCCGAGUGCCACAACCUCAGCCUCACCCAGGAGAAGAUGCUGGUGGCCGUGAAGACCCUGAAAGAAGCCACAGAGAGUGCCCGGCUGGACUUCCAGCGGGAGGCCGAGCUGCUGACCGUCCUGCAGCACGAGCACAUCGUCAAGUUCUACGGGGUCUGCACCGACGGGGAGCCCCUCAUCAUGCUCUUCGAGUACAUGAAGCACGGGGACCUCAACCGCUUCCUCCGGUCACACGGGCCUGAUGCCAAGAUGCUGGACAGCGGGAACGGCCCGUCCUUUGGCCAGCUGACCCUGAGCGAAAUGCUGCAGAUUGCCACGCAGAUCGCCUCCGGCAUGGUCUACCUGGCCUCCCAGCACUUCGUCCACCGGGACCUGGCUACCCGCAACUGCCUGGUGGGACACGGCCUGGUGGUGAAAAUCGGGGACUUUGGCAUGUCACGGGACGUUUACAGCACCGACUAUUACCGGGUGGGGGGCCGUACCAUGCUCCCCAUCCGCUGGAUGCCCCCCGAGAGCAUUCUCUACCGCAAGUUCACCACCGAGAGCGACAUCUGGAGUUUUGGCGUGGUCCUGUGGGAGAUCUUCACCUAUGGGAAGCAGCCCUGGUACCAGCUCUCCAACACCGAGGCCAUCGAGUGCAUCACGCAGGGCCGGGAGCUGGAGAGGCCGCGCACUUGCCCCUCCGAGGUCUACGACAUCAUGCAGAGCUGCUGGCAACGGGAGCCGCAGCAGCGGCAGAGCAUGAAGCGCCUCCACAGCCGCUUGCAGGCGAUGGCCAAGGCCCCCCCAGUGUACCUGGCUAUUCUCAGCUAAGGGGCAGGCGGGGGCAGGCGGGGAGCCCCCCCCCCUCAACCUUCUCCAUCUGCUCAUCCAUCCAUCCAUCCAUCCAACCGAGAAACUCAACCCAGGCAGGACCCGUUGCCUGAACUCCGCCUGCCAUGGAAAACGCUUCUUCCCUCUCGGGAAAGCCAGCCCGUUUCUCUGCCUGCUGUGGGCAGGACUGGGAAGGCUUCCCCACCUCCUGCGUGUGUGUCAAGGCUAGGGUAGGGAAAGAGACCCCGACCCCCCCCCCCGAUGGAAGCCCCACCCGAUGGCCUGAAUUCGCUGGAGCUGGUCCUGCCCGGCAGAGCCUGGAGGGGAGGGGGGGAGGGAGGGGGGGAUGCCACUCAGCCUCUCCAGGGUGACGUCAACCGGUGUCUCUGUCCUCCCUGAGUGACUCUCUCCAGACGCCUCCGGUGGUGCGGGGGGGGGGGGGGGGGGCGGGGGGGGGCAGCAGGAGAAAAGCUGCUCCUCCUUCCAUCUUCUUAUUUAUUGUCCUGAGCUGGAGAUCCUUCCUUGUCAUAAUUACAUUUUUCCUGGCAAUGGGGGGGUGGGGUGGUGGAUCUGGAGGAAUCAGACAAACCCUGGUGCAAAAAGCAACCUGAGAUUUAGAACGGUCUGGCAAAGGGCGACGGACCCCCCCCCCCCCCCCCGUUGAUUAAGACCCCCAGAAGCCCCGUCAUCCCCAGUGAGUCUCAGUCUAAACCGAAGCUACGCUGCUGCUUUGAAUAUGGCAUUCAAAAUAACCUGCUUCCCCCCCCCCCCCGCCAGGUGGGCUGAAGCCAUAAUCAGCGGGCGGCUUGUUGGGCAAGGAGCCCCCCUGCCAAGGCGAGAGCCCUCUGGCCACCCAGCCUGCCUUUGCUCCCCUGCCCUGCCGGCUUUUCACACUUGAUUGUGAAGCUUUUCACACUUUCUCAGAGGACAAGCGGGAUCUAGUAGAGGCUCUUUGGGAAAGUGCCUUUCAAAAGAUUAGCGUGCAGGACAAUCGGUCACCUUCCCCUUCCUCAGAACACCCCCCUCCCCAAACAUGGGCUCUUCCCUGUGCCCCACUCUUAAGGGGGGGCAGAAAUGCCGUUUUCAAGGCAGAGGGGAUUAAGGAGUGACAUUUAAUUGGAUUGCAGACCCCGCCCCGAUAGAGGGAUUAGGCUCUGCCGGAGGGGCUCCUCCAUCCUUCUGCCCCCACCUUUCUAAGCACUGACUAUAUUGGCUGGGGGGUUGUGGACUGGCCAGACCCUACUUGUCUCCCCAAUGGAGGUUUGGGGGGUGGGCGUGCCAUGCCCAGGCUGAGCUCUUGGUGUUCAAGAUGUGUGUAUGAAUUGGAAGAACAUGCUGGAGAGAACCUGGGCUGAAUAAUGAAAUAAAAUCUCUCAGAUUCAUUCAUAUCUUU
Messenger RNA from Notechis scutatus (mainland tiger snake), 4270 nucleotides. Lineage: Eukaryota; Metazoa; Chordata; Lepidosauria; Squamata; Elapidae. The record is from RefSeq and is a predicted model, not a curated record.